CCGCUUUCGAUUGUAAACAUUAAUAAAAUGAAUGAAUGAAGCUACGUACGUACGGACACAACACAACACAACACAACACAGCAGCCACCUUCAAAAUUCACCACUUUCUUCUACACUAGUCUUACUAAUGGUGUUGCGGCUCUACGCUACUUACUGAAUGUCAGCAUCGCAGAGGAUUCUCUCCUCUCUUUCUCCAUCUUCUUCUUCUUCUUCUUCUCUCAGUUUACUCAAAUUCAGACACCUUCUCUUCCUUCGUUCAUCUCCUUCUUACGCAACCCUACCUCGCUCCUUCUCAUUCUCUUCUCCUAUGUAUCGCAACAAGCAUACGGAUAAUCACAAGGAACAGAAAUGGAGGGAAAAGUCGAAACCUGAGUUGUUAGCUGCAGAUAAAGAGGUUUCAUCGGCUUCUUCUGUGGAAGGUGUAACUAAGAGACUUGAUGGGUUGAGUGUCAGUGGAAGCAGUGGACCAAUUAAUGCGUCUGUUGUUCAGACUGGGCUGAUUGGGAAUGUUCAUCAGGGGAAUCAGCAAGGUCAAAAAACAAUCUGGAAGCCUAAAUCUUAUGGAACAGCCAGUGGAGUCACUGCAGUAGAGGUUGAAAAAAAACCUGUUGAUAAAACUGUGGUUCUCAACCCUGGCAGUGGGGUAGGACAAACCUCACUUACUCAAAGAAACAGCAUUGGUUUGAGUAAGUUUUUCAAGGGUAAUUUGUUGGAAAGUUUUACAGUGGACAACUCUACUUAUGCAGAAGCACAGAUAAGAGCUACUUUCUAUCCCAAAUUUGAAAAUGAGAAGUCUGAUCAGGAGGUUCGGACAAGGAUGAUAGAAAUGGUAUCAAAAGGAUUGGCUACCAUGGAGGUUUCACUUAAACACUCUGGCUCUUUAUUUAUGUAUGCUGGUAAUGAGGGUGGAGCAUACGCGAAAAACAGCUUCGGCAAUAUAUACACUGCUGUGGGUGUAUUUGUUCUUGGUCGGAUGUUUCAGCAGGCUUGGGGAGCUGAAGCAGCCAAGAAGCAAACAGAGUUUAAUGAAUAUCUUGAGAGGAACCGCAUGUGCAUAUCAAUGGAACUGGUUACUGCUGUUCUAGGUGACCAUGGACAGCGCCCUCGAGAAGACUAUGUUGUUGUGACAGCUGUGACAGAACUGGGCAAUGGGAAGCCGAAGUUUUACUCAACUCCUGAUAUAAUUGCUUUUUGUAGAAACUGGCGCCUCCCAACAAAUCAUAUCUGGUUGUUCUCUACAAGGAAAUCUGUCACGUCAUUUUUUGCUGCCUAUGAUGCGCUUUGUGAAGAAGGAACGGCAACACCUGUAUGCAAGGCUCUUGAUGAAGUCGCAGAUAUCUCUGUAGCUGGUUCAAAAGAUCAUGUCAAGGUGCAGGGAGAAAUACUGGAAGGUCUUGUGGCUCGUAUUGUUAGUCACGAGAGCUCAAAACAUAUGGAGAAAGUAUUGAAGGACUUUCCUCCUCCACCGGUUGAGGGAGACUGCCUUGAUCUGGGACCAAGUCUUAGGGAUAUUUGUGCAGCAAAUCGGUCUGACGAAAAACAGCAAAUAAAAGCACUUCUUCAGAGCAUUGGAAACUCUUUCUGCCCUGACCAUUCAGAUUGGCUUGGAAGUGAAGCUGGUGAUUCCCAUUCAAGAAAUGCAGAUAAAUCCGUUGUUUCAAAAUUUUUACAAUCUCAUCCUGCUGAUUUCUCAACCACCAAAUUGCAGGAAAUAAUUCGGAUUACGAGAGAAAAACGAUUCCCUGCCGCCUUUAAAUGUUAUCAUAACUACCACAAAGUUGAUUCUGUAUCAACUGAUAACCUUUUCUAUAAGAUAGUCAUUCAUGUUCACAGUGACUCUACAUUUCGACGGUAUCAGAAAGAAAUGAGGUGCAGACCAGGAUUGUGGCCAUUAUAUCGAGGAUUCUUUGUUGAUAUUAACUUAUUCAAGGCAAAUAAGGAGAGAGCUGCAGAACUUUCUAAAAAGAGUGCUAUAGUAGAAAAUGCCAGCAGCAGUGCAUCAGAAAAGGAUGGAUUAGCAGAUGAGGAUGCAAACUUAAUGAUCAAAAUGAAAUUUCUUACAUACAAGUUGCGUACCUUUUUGAUUCGCAAUGGCUUGUCAGUUCUCUUUAAAGAUGGCCCAGCUGCUUAUAAGGCCUAUUACUUGAGGCAAAUGAAAAUAUGGGGCACUUCAGCAGGAAAGCAGAGGGAACUGAGUAAAUUGCUUGAUGAAUGGGCUGUUUAUAUAAGAAGGAAGUGUGGAAACAAACAGCUGUCAUCAUCAAUAUAUCUUAGCGAGGUUGAGCCUUUUCUUGAAGAAUAUGCAAAGCGAAGUCCUCAUAAUCAGGCUCUGAUAGGAUCUGCGGGUAACUUGGUAAGAACUGAAGAUUUCUUGGCCAUCGUCGAGAGAGGCAGGGAUGAAGAAGGUGAUCUGGAGAUUGAGCGAGAGGUAACGCCAUCAAGUCCUAGUCCUUCUAUUAAGGACUCAGUGCCAAGAGAUGAAGGUUUAAUUGUGUUCUUUCCAGGUAUACCCGGUUGUGCUAAAUCAGCACUUUGCAAGGAAUUACUAAAUGCUCCAGGGGGACUUGGUGACGAUCGACCUAUUCAAAGUCUGAUGGGUGAUCUAAUCAAAGGAAAGUAUUGGCAGAAGGUUGCUGAUGAGCGCAGAAAAAAACCAUAUUCAAUUAUGCUUGCGGACAAGAAUGCACCAAAUGAAGAAGUGUGGAGGCAGAUUGAAAACAUGUGUCGCAGCACCAGGGCCUCUGCAGUUCCUAUUGUACCAGAUUCUGAAGGAACUGAUUCAAAUCCGUUCUCUCUUGACGCAUUAGCUGUGUUUAUGUUUCGAGUGCUUCAACGUGCUAAUCAUCCAGGAAAUUUGGACAAGGCAUCUCCAAAUGCUGGAUAUGUGCUGCUUAUGUUUUAUCACCUUUAUGAGGGAAAGAAUCGAAAAGAGUUUGACGGUGAAUUAAUCGAGAGAUUUGGCUCAAUAAUCAAGAUGCCAUUGCUGAAAUCUGAUAGGAGCCCCCUACCUGAUUCUGUAAAGUCUAUUCUAGAGGAAGGGAUAAAUCUUUACAAUCUUCACUCUAACAGACAUGGGAGAUUGGAAUCUACAAAAGGUACUUAUGUAAAAGAAUGGGCAAAAUGGGAGAAGCGAUUGCGGGAAGUUUUACUUGGCAAUGCUGAAUACCUUAAUUCAAUUCAGGUUCCAUUUGACAUUGCUGUCAAGGAGGUUUUGGAACAACUGAGAAAGAUAUCAAAAGGUGAAUUUAAGACGCCAGAUUCCGGUAAGAGGACAUUUGGAAACAUUGUUUAUGCAGCUGUCAGUCUGCCUGUUCCGGAAAUGAAAACUCUACUCGAUAAUAUAUUAGAAAAGCAUCCCGAGGCAAAAGCUAUUCUCGGAAACAACCUUUUGAAGAACCUAAUGAAGGCUCAUGUUACUCUGGCUCAUAAGAGAAGUCACGGUGUAACCGCCGUUGCUAACUAUGGCAUCUUCCUCAACAAGGAAGUCCCUGUAAAAUUUAGUGCCUUACUUUUCACCGACAAUAUGGCUGCGUUCGAAGCUAACCUUGGCUCUGUCGAAGGCGAGCAGGUAAUCUCGAAAAACCAGUGGCCCCAUGUUACAAUAUGGACUGGUGAGGGUGUUCUCGCCAAGGAGGCCAACACAUUACCUGAACUGCUCUCACAGGGAAAGGCUACCUGCAUCCAUAUCGACCCGCCUGUCACCAUUUCGGGCACAUUGAAUUUCUAUUGAUUUUUUAUUCCUUUCCUUUCAAAGUGUACUGAAUGAGAGCUUUUUUUACAGGGAAAAAUUUUGAUAGCAGAAGAAUCUUUAAGUUGAGAAAUGUUUGUAUGUACAUACAAUACAGGCAAUAAAAUGGCAGUGAUAAUAUAUUACAAGUCA
Molecule: messenger RNA, 3880 nt
Organism: Cannabis sativa
Lineage: Eukaryota; Viridiplantae; Streptophyta; Magnoliopsida; Rosales; Cannabaceae
Product: tRNA ligase 1
Exons: 27
Coding region: 158-3730 (1190 amino acids)
Biological process (GO): tRNA splicing, via endonucleolytic cleavage and ligation
Molecular function (GO): RNA ligase (ATP) activity
Source: RefSeq, a predicted model, not a curated record